UUUGCAAUUUAGUGAAAUAUUGCAAGCAAAUAACAAAUUGAUAUGCCAAAAAUGUGGCCAGGCAAUUUAACAGAAGCAUUAAUUACGAAAUAUCAAUCUUAUCCGCAAUUAUGGGAUACAUCUUCACCAUAUUAUUCAGAUAAAAUUAAAAGACAAUUUGCCAUUCAAGAUAUAUCAAGACAUUUGGAUGUCUCAGAAAGUGCAGUGAAAGCUAAAAUACAUAAUUUGAGGACACAGUAUUUUCAAGAAGUUCGCAAAAUGAAGCAAAAAAAGAAUGGAAUUUAUGGUAUUAAAUGGAGGUACUUUGAUGAUCUGAAAUUCAUAUCACCGCCCAAUGACAUGGUGACAUCUUAUAGCGGCGAUACUAUGGUUUUUCUCUCAAGUGAAAAUGAAACUCAAGAAGAAAAUGAAAAACCACCAAUUAAAAUUCAACCAUUUAAAAUGAAAAAAAAGAGACAAAGAGAAAGUUCUUCCUCGUAUAACAAUGAAGUUUUACUAAAAAAUGAAAUACCUGCAAUUGAAUUAUCAAAUGAUGAUGCGUUUCAUGAAAUUGAAGACAAUACACCAUCUACAAGUCAAGACCAUAGAACAACUAAAAUGAAGAAGCACAGUGAAUCGUAUGUUUAUGAUGAAGAAGUUCUAUUUGAAAAGGCACAAUCUGCAAAUGAUUAUAAGUCUGUGGAUGAUUUUCAAGUAUUUGGUGAUUAUAUUGCAUCUGAAUUUAGAGUUCUAAAAUCAAAUAGAUGUAGAAUGCUGCUUCGUCGAAAAAUUCAAAAAGCUAUUCUAGAUGUAUCUGAAAUGGAUGACUUAGAAGAGAGCUCUUCGUCUUACGGAAUAAAUUGAAACUCACGGUACAUACUUACAAAAAAUAAUCACUUACUAGUAACUAGUAUGCGAAAAAGAAACAAAAGAAUAAUACAAAUUAUUAUUAAAUUUUUUUUAGAUCAGUACC
Molecule: messenger RNA, 952 nt
Organism: Episyrphus balteatus (marmalade hoverfly)
Lineage: Eukaryota; Metazoa; Arthropoda; Insecta; Diptera; Syrphidae
Exons: 3
Coding region: 43-843 (266 amino acids)
Source: RefSeq, a predicted model, not a curated record